Molecule: messenger RNA, 810 nt
Organism: Miscanthus lutarioriparius
Lineage: Eukaryota; Viridiplantae; Streptophyta; Magnoliopsida; Poales; Poaceae
Source: the annotation of a GenBank genome assembly
AUGGCGCCGCGGCUGCUGGCGUGCUUCGGGCGCAGGGGCGGCGCGACGGCGUCGGCGCCGGACGACGCGACGGGCGAGGGCCAGCAGCAGGAGGCGGCCCCGGGGCCUGUGCUGGUGGAGCUGUUCGCGUCGCAGGGGUGCGGGGCGUCGCCCGAGGCGGACGCCGUGGCGGCGCGGCUGGCGCAGGACUCCGGGGACAACGGCGCCGCCGUCGUGGUGCUGGCGUUCCACGUCGACUACUGGGACUACCGCGGGUGGAAGGACCCCUUCGCGUCCAGCGCCUGGACCGUGCGCCAGAAGGCCUACGUGGAGGCGCUCCGCCUCGACACGCUCUUCACGCCGCAGGUCGUCCUGCAGGGCCGCGCGCACUGCGUCGGCACCGAGCAGGACGUGCUCGCGCAGGCCGUCCGCGACGCGCCGCGCUACCCCGCGCCCGCCAUCAAGGUCACGUUCCAGCGGCCGAACCCGGCGACACUGCAGGCGUCCUUCACGGGCACGCUGCGCAGCCGCGUGGAAGGUCCCGGCGGCGCGAGUGUGCUGGUGGCGCUGUACGAGAGCGGGCUGGUGACCGAGUGCGGGCGCGGCGAGAACAAGGGCAAGUCGCUGCUGAACGACUACGUGGUGCGACGCCUGGAGAAGGUGGCCGCCGUGCGGGAGGGCGCCUCGGCGAAGAAGACCGUGUCCGGCACCGUCCAGUUCCCGCUCUGGGACGGAUUCCGCGCCACCAAGUGCGGCCUCGUGCUCUUCGUCCAGAACGCCGCGCUGCAGGUGCUCGGCGUCCAGCACUUCGACCUGCCCGACAACGUCUGA